AUGGCAGCCACUAGAACAUCAUCGCGCCAGGCGGCCACCAAAGCAAAGGAGGCCAUUGCAAGCAGCGCAGAUUCAAAAAAGGGUGCGGCUGGUGCCAAACGCAAAGUCUCGACAGUAAAGGGCCCGGAACCUAAACGGGGCAAGAAGGAGGAUCAAAAUGCCUCGGCAGAGGAGGAAUGGAGUCGGGAAGGGGUUACGGAGCCAGGAUUAGAAGAGAUACCGAAGAAAGAGGAUGUAAAACAGGAGGAGACGGCUGAGCCUGCUGAGGAAGCCGAAACGAAGCCUGUAACGAAGACCCCAGAGCCGGUGGCUGGAGUGGAGUCUGGAGUUAGAAAGUCCCAAGAAAGAGAAGAUAUUGUGCCGUCAAAUAUUCUAGAAAAGGGUAUCAUCUAUUUCUUUUACCGACCCCGAGUCAACGUUUCAGAUCCACACGACGUGAGCGAUGUUGCUCGGAGCUUUUUUGUCUUACGCCCGACGCCUCUAGGAGCAGUACUUGACGGAGAACAGGGCUCGGUUGAACCCGGUGCAAAUUGUCGCUUGAUGAUUCUUCCAAAAAAGAAGUUUCCAACAUCUGGAAGAGAAAGAGAUAUGGGAUUUGUGGAAAAGAGUGGACAGUCCAUGAAGGACCUGCAGGAAAAGUUCCUUGCUGGGGGGCAGUAUGUGACUUCGACUCGGGGUGAACGUACGACCCAAGAAGCAAAACCAUAUGCAGAAGGGGUAUACGCCAUCACGUCGACUCAGCGGGCAUCUCAUCUUGCCUAUAUCCUGACGAUCCCCGAAAAACUGGGCGAUGUUCAGGAUAGUUUCGGUCUUCGCCAUCGUGGUAGCUGGAUUGUGCAGUCGAAGAACCCUAAGUAUCCUGGCCCGUCUUACGCAAAGCUUCCUAAGGAUCCAGAGUAUCCCGAACACAUCCGCGAGAAAUUCCAAGACUUGCGAUGGGUCCCCCUGGAGCCUGAAUUCAUCGAUUAUCCCAAUGCACAAUUUCUGAUGAUUGGAGAAGCAGGCGAUGGCCUGGGAAAGGCUGCAACCGCAGAGGCUGGUGGCAAGCAGCCUCACGAAGAGCAGCCAGGCGAAGAGCUCGAAAAGAUGGAGCAUGAGAAUGAAGAACGUAUCGAAGCGUUACAAGGUGACGAUACCGUGUAUCAAGAUCUGGGGCUGGAUGCGAAGAAUUAUCCGAAAGUGCCAUCGACCUGGAAUGAAGGGUAA
Molecule: messenger RNA, 1206 nt
Organism: Aspergillus wentii DTO 134E9
Lineage: Eukaryota; Fungi; Ascomycota; Eurotiomycetes; Eurotiales; Aspergillaceae
Exons: 4
Coding region: 1-1206 (401 amino acids)
Source: RefSeq, a predicted model, not a curated record